Messenger RNA from Anisakis simplex (herring worm), 312 nucleotides. The record is from the annotation of a GenBank genome assembly. NCBI's taxonomy places the organism in Eukaryota, Metazoa, Nematoda, Chromadorea, Rhabditida, Anisakidae.
GCCAGUGGCAAAGCACAGUUCGGAAUGAAUUGCUUGCAGUUGUCGAAUGGUGUUAAAAUUCCCCUCAUUGGCCUUGGCACUGGUGGCUUGGUAAGUGUCUUGAGUCAAUUACUUCUUAAGUAUUCCACACCAGUCGAGUUAGAGAAUGCAAUUCGAACGGCGAUCGACAUUGGAUACAGACAUAUCGAUACGGCUGCGAUGUAUGAGAAUGAACACAUUACCGGCAAUGUUCUCGCAGAUCUAAUCCGAUCCGGUAAAAUUAAACGUGAAGAGCUUUUCAUCACAUCCAAAGUUUGUUCCUUCGUUGUUUAA